GAACUUCCUAAUAAGGCACCAGAAUGGAGAGACUGGACAUGAAGGCAUCAUUGGCUUUCAAACAUUAAUAAUACCCUGACAGACUGGACAUGAAGGCUGCUCUAUAGUGCUUGGAGGAGAUAUCUGCAAGUGUUCAAUUGAUCCAGAAUAAUGUACAUCAUGUUGGUGAUGUGUAGUCAUCGGCCCAAAGUGGCCCACUUGUAGACAACUGAGAAUUAGGAGACCAGAUUAGGGUUUCGGCCGGCCCAAAUGGUUUUAAGCCCAGUUUGCUAUAACUUGUCCAGCAAGGGUUAAACCCUAAUUAGUUGUCUAUAUAUUUGAUCUCAUGUACUUGUAAUCAUCAUCACUCAAUAAUACAAACCCUAGUUGCCCCUGUGGAUGUAGGUCAGAUUAGACCGAACCACGUUAAAUCUCGUGUUCUCUAUUGCUUUCUUGCUUUCUAUUCGUGUGUGUGUGCUUUUGUUCUUAACAACUGGUAUCAGAGACUAGGUCAUACACACAGAUCUGCCUCCACUGCCAACCCUAGCGACUCUAGGGUUUCUGCCGACACAUCAGAAGACCACCGAGAUAGUCAUCUGUGGGCAGUCCGAACAACCUUGCUGUUCAGUUUGCUGUUGCAAUUUUCGAGAAGACAUGGUGUCUGAGGACGGAAAGAUCAGGAUAGAGAAGUUUGAUGGGCAAGAUUUUGGAUGGUGGAAGAUGCAAGUCGAGGACUUGCUAUGUCAGAAAGAUCUUCUUCCAUGUUUGACAGGUCAGAAACCCGAGAAGAUGAAGGAUGAAGAAUGGGCUGACUUGGAUAGAAAAGCCCUAGCCGUCAUCAGGUGCACUUUGACAAAGAGUGUGGCUUUCAACAUNGUGAAAGAGACCACUGCUCGUGGGGUUAUGACAACGUUGUCAAACAUGUAUGAGAAACCUUCCGCGUCUAAUAAGGUAUUCUUGAUUAGACAGUUAGUUAACACUCGUAUGCGGGAAGGUGGUUCUGUUACUACUCAUAUCAAUGUUUUCAAUACCAUUAUAUCCCGGUUGCUGUCAGUAGAUAUCAAAUUUGAUGAUGAGGUACAAGCUUUGCUUCUUUUAUCUUCUUUACCGGAUAGUUGGUCAGGAUCAGUCACGGCUAUUAGUGGUUCAGCUGGAAACACCACACUCACGUUUGAGGGAAUCCGUGAUUUUAUCCUAGGAGAAGACAUCAGGAGAAAGAAUACAGGUGAACCAUCAAGUUCUCUGCUGAGCACUGAGGGAAGAGGUAGAAAGAAAGAGAGGAGAAACAGUUACAGGGGAAGAUCUAAGUCCAAAGGCAGGAGAGGGAGUUCAAAGACAAGAAGUGACAUCAAGUGUUGGAACUGAUGAGUACGGACACUUCAAAAAUCAGUGCACCAAACCACCUAGCGACAAGAAAGAGGUGAAUGCUGCCACAACCUCAGAUUCUGACGAUGUAUUAAUCUGCUGUGUAGAGGACACAGUCGAUUCCUGGAUUAUGGACUCAGGUGCGUCGUUUCAUGCCAUCUCUAGUUCGAGAAAGAUGAAGAAUCUCAGACAAGGCAACUUUGGU
This is a messenger RNA of Cuscuta campestris, 1549 nucleotides long. Lineage: Eukaryota; Viridiplantae; Streptophyta; Magnoliopsida; Solanales; Convolvulaceae. The record is from the annotation of a GenBank genome assembly.